AUGAGAGCAAGAGCAAGGGAUACCCAUGAAGAGAACAAGAGGUUUGAGGAUGCUCUUGCGGUAUAUGAUAAGGACACUCCUGAUCGAUGGAUGAAGGUAGCGGCAAUGAUUCUGGGCAAGACCGUGGUGGACGUCAUGAGGCAAUACAAUGAAUUUCUGGUCGUCGUUGGCCAUAGAAAAGCUGGCCAGAUCCCAAUUCCAGGGUAUGACACCCCUUCUUUCACAUUAGACUUGAGAAACAAUCAUGGGCUUGACGGGUUUAAGCAAUUGUAUAGUUCUGGCAGCAGGAGAGCUACCUUGGGUCGGCCCUCUGUAUAG
Messenger RNA from Nelumbo nucifera (sacred lotus), 318 nucleotides. The record is from RefSeq and is a predicted model, not a curated record. NCBI's taxonomy places the organism in Eukaryota, Viridiplantae, Streptophyta, Magnoliopsida, Proteales, Nelumbonaceae.